Messenger RNA from Triplophysa dalaica, 5017 nucleotides. RefSeq names its product Niemann-Pick disease, type C1 (gene npc1). Bases 110 to 3958 code for a protein of 1282 amino acids. The record is from RefSeq and is a predicted model, not a curated record. Gene Ontology annotation, cellular component: membrane. Gene Ontology annotation, molecular function: lipid carrier activity. Lineage: Eukaryota; Metazoa; Chordata; Actinopteri; Cypriniformes; Nemacheilidae. The transcript is spliced from 25 exons.
UCACAUCUAGUCAGAAGAAAUGCAGGAGCGAAUGUAAACAGGAAAUAAGAAAGCUUCACUUCAACAGAUCAGAGUUAUUCAAGAGAAGAGCGCUGGAGUCAGAGGAGCGAUGUUUCUACCGGGGGGAAAGCGCGGCUUUUAUGUUUUAUGGACCGUCAUUUUAUUAUCACACUGGGUUUAUUGCCAGCACUGUAUCUGGUAUGGAGAAUGUGGAAACUCUACUCUCUACGGCAAAAAGUACAACUGCAAUUACACUGGCCCUCCUAAACCUUUACCCGAGGAUGGGCAAGAACUGUUAAUGGAACUAUGCCCAAAUUACGUCUAUGGAGAUAACAGGGUCUGCUGUGACACACAGCAGCUCAAGACAUUAAAGGAAAGUAUUCAGAUUCCUCUUCAGUACUUGUCCAGGUGUCCAGCGUGCUUCUUUAACUUCAUGACCCUGUUCUGUGAACUCACCUGCAGUCCUCGACAGAGCCAGUUUCUCAAUGCUACUGAGUUCAUAACAGAACCAGAUGACACGGGGAAAAACACAACCAAUGUGGUCAAACUUUCCUAUUAUAUCAACCAGACCUUUGCAAAUGCCAUGUAUAACGCCUGCAGUGAUGUUCAGGCUCCUUCCACUAAUGUCAAAGCUCUAAAUCUGCUGUGUGGGACGGCCGCCAGUAUGUGCACUCCCGACAACUGGAUCCAGUACAUGUUCGAUAUCAAAAAUGGUCAAGUUCCCUUUGCUAUUGAGCCUGACUUCGGAGAAGGACCUGCGGUGGACAUGACUCCCAUGAACAACGGGACAUUUAGCUGCACAGAGUCUCUGGAAGAUGGCUCCGGGCCCUGCUCAUGUCAGGACUGCAGCAAAGCCUGUGGCCCAACCCCUCUUCCGCCCCCUAUCCCUCCACCCUGGACCAUCCUUGGCUUAGAUGCCAUGGCUGUUAUUAUGUGGUGUUCCUAUGUAGCCUUCCUCCUCAUGUUCUUUGGAGUCGUGCUGUGCAUGUGGUGUUACAGAAAGAAGAUGGUCACAUCUGAAUAUGGCCCGAUUCUAGACAGUAACCAACCCCUCUCCUUGAAUGCAAAUGGCACAGAGUUUUUAGGUGAAGCUACAUGCUGUGAGACAUUGGGUGAGCGUUUCGAGAACGCUCUCCGCAUGCUCUUCAGCAGCUGGGGUUCGUUGUGUGUGCGUCACCCGCUGACCGUGAUCCUGACUAGUGUCGUGUUUGUGUCGGCUUGCUCGGCCGGUCUGGUCUACAUGCAAAUUACCACCAACCCAGUGGAGCUGUGGUCGUCCCCUAGCAGCAGGGCCAGACAGGAGAAGGACUACUUUGACCAGCACUUUGGACCGUUUUUCCGUACCGAACAGCUCAUCAUCACCACUCCGUUUACUGAACAUAUUGUCUUUAAUUCAACCACUGGACCAGACAUCACCUUCUCCCCCAUCUUUAGUUUAUCGCUGCUCCAUCAGGUGCUGGAUCUCCAGACAGAAAUCACACAUCUAACAGCUGAAUAUAAAGGAGAAAUAGUGAGCCUUAAAGACAUCUGUGUUUCUCCGCUGUCUCCUUACAUUGACAACUGUAUCAUCUUGAGUGUGUUAAACUACUACCAGAACAGCCAUGAGGUCCUGGAACAUGUGUUUAAAGAUCCUUUCUUUACUUAUGCUAAUUACCUCACUCAUUUUCUAUAUUGUGCCAGUUCUCCUACAGCUUUGGAUGACAGCACAGACCCCGAAAAUCAUGACCCCUGCAUGGGGACUUUUGGAGGCCCAGUAUUCCCAUGGCUAGCUCUCGGUGGAUAUGAAGGCACUGAAUACAAAAACGCUACAGCUCUUGUCAUCACCUUUCCUGUGACCAACUACCUGAAUGACACAGACAAGAUCGGCAAAGCUCUUGCAUGGGAGAAAGAGUUUAUCAACUUUGUGAAGAACUACAGAAACCCAAACCUGACCAUCUCGUUCAGCGCAGAGCGCAGCAUUGAGGAUGAAAUCAACCGGGAGAGCAGCAGUGAUGUCACAACCAUCGUGAUCAGCUACGUCAUCAUGUUUGUCUACAUCUCAUUGGCUCUGGGCCACAUUAACAGCUUUCGGACACUACUGGUGGACUCAAAGAUCUCUCUGGGAAUCGCUGGUAUCCUGAUCGUCCUGAGUUCGGUGGCUUGUUCUCUGGGUAUCUUCAGUUACAUUGGCAUCCCCCUCACACUCAUCGUCAUCGAGGUCAUUCCUUUCCUCGUACUGGCUGUUGGAGUGGACAACAUCUUCAUCAUCGUACAGACAUACCAGAGAGAUAUCCGGAUGAAUGAGGAAGAGCUGCAUCAGCAGAUUGGUCGUAUUCUCGGAGAUGUGGCACCCAGCAUGUUCCUCUCUUCGUUCUCUGAGACCGUGGCUUUCUUUUUAGGUGCUCUCUCUACAAUGCCUGCAGUGAGGACGUUCUCUCUGUUUGCCGGUCUGGCCGUCUUCAUUGAUUUCCUCCUGCAGAUCAGUUGCUUUGUGUCUCUUCUGGGUUUGGACAUUAAGAGACAAGAGGCUAAUCGGGUGGAUAUAUUCUGCUGUGUUAAGUUGCCUGAGGCACAGCAAGCAAAAUCGGAAGGCUGUCUGUUCCAAUUUUUCAAGAAAAUAUACGCUCCUUUCAUCCUGAUGGAUUGGGUGCGCCCCCUGGUGGUUGCCGUGUUUGUGGGAAUACUCUCCUUUAGUAUAGCUGUCAUUAACAAAGUGGAGAUUGGCCUCGACCAGGACCUGUCCAUGCCUGAUGACUCGUAUGUUUUAAAUUACUUUGGAAACCUCACGGAGUACCUGCACACGGGGGCGCCGGUCUACUUUGUGGUAGAGGAUGGACACGACUAUAAAACGACUAAGGGCCAGAACGCUGUGUGUGGUGGAGUGGGCUGCAAUAACAACUCUUUAGUUCAGCAAAUUUACUCCGCCUCUCUUAUGAGCAACUACACAAAGAUCCAUAAUGUUCCAUCAUCUUGGUUGGAUGAUUAUUUCGACUGGGUGAAGCCGCAGUCCUCCUGCUGCAGAUAUUAUAACUCGACUGGAGCUUUCUGUAACGCUUCAGUGGUGGAGAAGACCUGCGUUCACUGCAGGCCUAUGACCCCCAGCGGGAAACAAAGACCUAAUGGUACCGACUUCAUGCGGUUCCUCCCCAUGUUUCUCUCAGACAACCCAAACAUCAAGUGUGGAAAAGGUGGUCAUGCUGCGUACAGCACUGCUGUUGAUCUCAAAAACAACAACACAGAUGUCGGGGCCACCUACUUUAUGACCUAUCACAGCAUCUUAAAAACAUCGGCUGACUAUAUUGAUGCCCUGAAGAUGGCACGAGAGCUAACGGACAACAUCACGCAAGCAGUAGGACCGCAGGACAAGAGCUACCGAGUCUUCCCCUACAGCGUGUUCUACGUGUUCUACGAACAGUACCUAACAAUCAUUGCAGACACUGCCUUUAAUCUUGGUGUGUCGCUGUUGGCCAUCUUUUUGGUGUCUGCGGUGCUGUUGGGCUUUGAUCUCUGGUCUGCGCUAAUGGUGUCGUUCACCAUUGCAAUGAUCCUGAUCAACAUGUUUGGAGUCAUGUGGCUGUGGAAUAUCAGUCUCAACGCUGUGUCAUUGGUCAACCUUGUAAUGAGCUGUGGUAUAUCAGUGGAGUUCUGCAGUCACAUCGUAAGAGCUUUUUGUGUCAGCACUAAGAGCUCGAGGGUGAAGAGGGCAGAGGAGGCACUGGCACACAUGGGCAGCUCUGUGUUCAGUGGAAUCACUCUCACUAAAUUUGGUGGGAUUUUGAUUCUUGCCCUGUCCAAAUCCCAGAUCUUCCAGAUCUUCUAUUUCCGCAUGUAUCUGUCUAUGGUUCUGCUUGGAGCUGCUCAUGGUCUCAUCUUCCUGCCUGUGUUACUCAGUUAUGCAGGUCCAUCUGUAAAUAAAGCAAAAGUUAUGGCUGCUCACAAAAGACUUAUUGGCACAGAAAGAGAACGACUCAUCUACUAAAAGCUCUGAGGAACUAAACAACAUUGAACUUUGAAAAACGCUACUGCUGCAUCCUCCUUUUAUAUGUUACCAGCAUAGUAAACGCAUUAACUUGCUGACCUUACCCGGGACCAGUUUGGGUGUGCCAGAAAGCCUUUUUCCAUAUAAUUUCUCCUCAAUGUAGACUCCACUGUGUGUUUAUUUGUCCACACAGUGAAUUCUGAAGGACAGACUUGAAAAACCUUUCAGUGUUGAAGCUGUGCAGUGCUGCAGUCAUUUUCACGUGUGUACAAAACGGUCAAGUGCAUACUAUAUCCUCUAACCACAUUUCACCUGACAGUCGUUGUUGAAAUGUGGUCUCAAAAACAAUGAGCUUUUUUAUUUAUUUGUGUGAAUCAUUUUUGCUUUAUCGUUUGUUUCAUUUAAUUACCGUCAAAUUCAAAUGAUGAAGGAACCGUCAUAGAAAAUGAGCCGCAGUGGACAAUCUCUUGAUGAUUUAUUGUAAUAUAGGAAUGACAUGGUAAACAAACUGUUAGUUGUAUACUGCGGCUCAAGUGUGGCUUUUAGGCAGUAGAAACACUUUUUUCUUAUGUAAUUAACUAAAUGGGAUAUAUGGGUUUACAUAGGGACAAAUUAUCAACUGUAUGUUUUUAAAUCUUUACUUAAAAAAGCAUUGAAGUGCCAAGAAGGGAAAGCUAACAUUAUUGAAAUUCCCUGAGCUUUAUUAAACCAAAACAUAACUCACAAUGACAUAUUGUUUUGGUUUAAAACAAGCAUUUUCCUGAAUUUGAAUGUCUGUCUCCUCAGAUAUGGGGUAAGUCAAACACUAUGAUAUUACCACAUAUGAACUGUAUACAUAUAUAUUUGCACACACAAAUAAAUACUUAAGGAGAUAUGUUGGUUUGAUUUAAAACAAUAGAUUAUAGAAAAGUCUUGAAAACAUGAAGGUUGAAUUUAACAUCAAUACUUUCAAAAUACAAAUUAUGUUUGUGUUAUAACAGCCUCAAGGUGUGUGCUUUCCUUGAUGGAUAACAGUUCUUAAUAUGGAUGAUGUUUGUAAUAAAAUAUACUAAUUUGUCA